Messenger RNA from Aphanomyces astaci, 1372 nucleotides. RefSeq lists its product as hypothetical. The transcript has 3 exons. Bases 1 to 1344 code for a protein of 447 amino acids. The record is from RefSeq and is a predicted model, not a curated record. Gene Ontology annotation, biological process: transmembrane transport. Gene Ontology annotation, molecular function: mechanosensitive monoatomic ion channel activity. NCBI's taxonomy places the organism in Eukaryota, Oomycota, Saprolegniomycetes, Saprolegniales, Verrucalvaceae. Gene Ontology annotation, cellular component: membrane.
AUGGCCGGCGACUUUACGACGACGACGCUGAUCCGCGUCGGUGUCGGGCUGGCCGUCGCGACGACCAUGAUAUCCUUUCGGCAGAUGUUCAUCCGGUCCGUCUUCCGCGUGCUUCGGGAACGCCUCGGACGCUCGUCGCUCCUCAGUGACGUCGAACGACACUUCCUCACGUCCAUCUCGAUUGCGCUUGUCCUACUCGCGUGCUUUGUGGGCGUGGUCAUUUCUGGCUACCACAACGAAGUGUCGAUCGUGUUCAAGUAUGCCGCGGGCGUUCCACUCGUCCUCGCGACUCGAGCCACUCGUAUCAUCUUCACCAAGUGGUUGAUCCGGAGCUUGGGAUGGGACAUCUCGUCCCGCAGCGACUACUCGCGGGUGCUCGUCAUCACCGAAGGCCUGGGUAUCGUGGCGUUCUUCGUCAUCUCCAUCGAACUGUUCAUGAUCUACGUCCCGAGCACGUUUAACGAACUGCUCGUGAUUUUCUUUGCCGUAUUGGAAAUCCUGUGCAUUUGCUCGUUCUAUUCGACGGUCAAGAAUGCGGUCAUGGGCUUCUUCCUGCUCUUCACGGAACCGUUCCGGCUUGGCAGCAUGGUCAUCAUCGGCCCGUCCGUAGGGGUCGUCGAGCAGAUCGCGCUGCAUUCCACCAAACUCCGCGCGCAGGACGGCGCCGUCGUGCACAUCCCCAACGGCGUGCUGGCCGACGACGUCCAGCGCAACUUUUCCCACUGCACAUUCCGUCGCCUCAACUUCCUCGUGCACGUCGAUCACGCGACGCCGUUGAACGAGAUGCUCGCGGUCCUCCCGCAUCUCGCCGAGACUCUGGCGCCGUGCGUCAUCCCUCUGGAGAUGCUCCUCGCCCAAGAAGCGUCCCUUCGUCUACAAGAUGAAACCAACGACAAAGCCCCGUCCAAAGCCGCCGACGGCGAUGCUUCCAUGAGCCGGUCGAGCAGCAUGCACUCGCUCCUAGGAAACCUGUGGCAGCCACCGUCCAAACUCCACCGGCAUCCCAGCAGCAGCAGCAGCAGCACCGCCACCACCAGCAGUAUCGCAGAUAGAAGGGACCCGAGCACCAUGUCCACUGACAUCUCCGAGUUUAUGCUCGACGAUCAUCUGCUGCAUGCCCCUUCCCCAUCGACGGCGGAAGCCAAGCCGACGGACCCGCGCCUGCUCCAAGUGACCUUGGGUGGCAUCCAUCGCAUCUGGGUGUCGGCGCUUGUUCCUGGAAACUCAUUCGUGGACGUAGCACGCGCCAAAUCCACGGUGAACCUGGCCAUCAUGCGCUGUCUGGAGCGACAUCGCGUGCGUCUGCAUCAUGCACCCCGACGACGGAUACCACGGUAUGAUUAAAUAAGAAUAAUUUCAUUACGGGCGACAG